AUGUUAAUGAACAUAAAAAAUACUUUUCGCUUUUCUUAAUUCAAAAUAAAAAUUGAUCAGAUUUAACAUCAUAAAUACGGUCCAUUAUAAGAAAUAGACUUUAAAUUAUUGAAUGUUCAUUAACAAACAUCUUUAAGGGAGAUCUAUUAUUCUUAUAUGAAACAUAUGAAAUUGUUUGAAAUAUAAUAAUAAGAAGAAAAAAUGGAAUAAAUUAAGAAAGCAUAUAUAAGAAUUUUGGCAAAACGAUUAUAAAAUUUGGAUGAAAUUGGUGAAAUGGAAUCUAAAGAUUUAAGAUUUCUGAUUGAUAAUAAUUUUGGAUUCCCUUUUGUUGAAGGAUUAAGAAGAUCAGAGAUGAUUACUUAAUUUUAAGAAGAAAUUGAAUCUAAAAAGCUUUAUCAUUAUCCUCGUAUAGCAUAAGCAUUAUUAUGGAUAAUAUUGGGAAUUCCUAGUCUUUUUUUAAGUGACAAUUAUGUAUAUGAAAAUUGA
Molecule: messenger RNA, 486 nt
Organism: Paramecium sonneborni
Lineage: Eukaryota; Ciliophora; Oligohymenophorea; Peniculida; Parameciidae
Source: the annotation of a GenBank genome assembly